Messenger RNA from Dacryopinax primogenitus, 729 nucleotides. RefSeq lists its product as uncharacterized. Lineage: Eukaryota; Fungi; Basidiomycota; Dacrymycetes; Dacrymycetales; Dacrymycetaceae. The record is from RefSeq and is a predicted model, not a curated record. The transcript has a single exon. The coding region runs from base 245 to 433 and encodes 62 amino acids.
UCUGGAUCAGUUGGUCGCCCUUCUCGCCGACCGCAGAUACAUAGAGGAAGCAUGUCAAGUGCUGAACGAAGUCGUUAACCUGCGCCGUAUAGUCUCUGCCGCUAAUCGGAAAGCGUACUGUCCUCAACUCGCUUGGUUCCUUAGCGAUCCUCCGAGGGACCAGGAAAGUUUUGCAGAUAGUUUGCGGACCAGAGUUCUAUUCCUGAAGCACACUGCGAGGAACCUUGGGGCGACACGCAUCUUCAUGCACACGGAAGAACCUGUCGAAUUUCAAAGACAGGUGCUCGGUGAGAGCCUCUGCUGGGGUAUUAGCGCCCUCACACGGGGUCUGUCCCGCUGGCACAAUCGCUACUCGGACGCGCUGUCCGCUGCACAUGAGAGCGUGAAUCUACUGCACGAUACCUGCCCAAGACGACAAUCGCGCCAUACCUAACUGAAUACCUGGAAAGACUGGCCUCCUUGUACUUAGACGGCGGGUGCAUCGCGGAAGCGCUGGAAACGAUGGAGGAAGAUAUCCGGCUCUAUCGACGGCAGCGUCGGCGACUGCCGAAGCGCUACGGUCCCGAGCUUGCGUACUCGCUGGAGAGGAAGUCUGCGUACCUAGAGGCUGCGACCGGAAGGAGGAGGCCUUCACCCGCUGAGGGAAUCCAUUGCCCUUCUUCAGGACCUGGAAGAGCAGCGGCCAGCUCUGCACAGCACGAUGCUACAGGACUACUUGAACUGGAUGCA